AACAUAGAGUAGAGCAGUUAAAAUCAUCUUCAAUCUGUGGAUGCCAUAGAUGGAACCACCAAAUAGUCAAAACAUCAAAAAUUUUACCAAAUUACUUCAAUACAUAAUGUAUUUUUAAACCAGCGAAAUUUAACAAAUACCUACCUAAGUAUUUGUAAAAAAAGUUACCUAAUAUAAAUUUCAUUGACAUGGAUAGCUAGUAUAAUGUUUGAACCUAUAGCUCGAUUUUGGCGUACUUCUAUAAAACGUUUUGGUGUGUAUGACAAAGUAGUACCAUUUGAAACCACACCAAGUAGAUUAGUUCCUGAUCAUAUUGUGAAGCCUGACUAUGUAACAAAUAAAAUAGUUUUUAUUACUAAGAAACCUGAAAUUAAAGAUGAGGAACAAAUAAAAGGAAUGAGAUCCAGCUGUACAUUAGCAUCAAAUAUUUUGAGGAAGAUCCAUCCAUUUAUACAGCCAGGUGUGAAAACAGAUGAAAUAGAUGAAUUAGCCCAUACAUUGAGCAUAGAGGCUGGAGCAUACCCUUCACCAUUAUUUUACAAAGGGUUUCCAAAGAGUGUUUGCACAUCUGUUAACAAUGUUGCCGUUCAUGGCAUACCUGAUCUUCGACCUUUACAAAAUGGUGACAUAGUCAAUGUGGAUGUAACAGUUUUCUUCAAUGGAUAUCAUGGAGAUUGUUCAAAAACAUUUCUAGUAGGGGAUGUUGAUGAUCAAGGCUUACAUCUGGUUCAUGCAACUGAAGAAUGUCUUAAGCAGGUUAAUACUCAGGCUAUAGAUGUAUGUGGACCUAAUGUACCAUUCUGUGACAUUGGUAUGAGGAUUUAUAGGGUUGCCAAGAAAAAUAAGCUCACAGUAUUACCAGCAUUUGUGGGCCAUGGCAUUGGGAAGUAUUUUCAUGGCCCUCCUGAUAUCUACCACACAAUAAACCGUUAUCCAGGUUUAAUGAAACCAGGGAUGACGUUCACUAUAGAACCAGUUCUUUCACAUGGAAAUGAAAAUACAGUUAUAUUAGAUGAUGGCUGGACUGUAGUCACUGAAGAUGGAUCUAGGACAGCCCAAGUAGAACAUACAGUCCUUGUUACUAAAGAUGGAACUGAAAUUCUGACUAAAUAGCUGUAAAAAUAAAUAAGGCAAUAUUAGAAAGAAAAUUUAUUAAAUUAUUUAUUUGUUACUGAUA
Molecule: messenger RNA, 1177 nt
Organism: Pararge aegeria (speckled wood butterfly)
Lineage: Eukaryota; Metazoa; Arthropoda; Insecta; Lepidoptera; Nymphalidae
Product: methionine aminopeptidase 1D, mitochondrial
Exons: 6
Coding region: 205-1113 (302 amino acids)
Biological process (GO): proteolysis
Molecular function (GO): metalloaminopeptidase activity
Source: RefSeq, a predicted model, not a curated record